AGCGGAGCUAACACGUUUAACGGCUGACGAUGGCUUCGGUGCGGAUGGUUGGCAAAGUUACGGCGAGACUUUUGGGAAGUAUUCAGCCUCUUCACUGCGGUCUCGGAGCUACUCGUCCGGUUACAUUUCUCCCCCAGGUACAACAGAGGCUGCCUUUACGUGGAAAUUUUCAAGCUCUUUUCUACAGUACACUUCCACCCUCCAGUGAUGUGUCCUUGAAGUACAAAUAUGGCCGUUUGGUUCUGGAGGUCCCGUUGCCCUCCAGGAAUGAGAAGUGUCUGUUCUUCCUCAGACCCAUGCUGAUGAGUGUCGGAGACCUGAUCACAGAUCUGCAGAGGGAGGACCCCGGAGUCACUGCCUCCAUUUUCUCCAAGGAUGGAGAGCGCAUAGCCCACACCACACUCAUUGACACUCUGCUGGACAAGGACUUCAAGCUUGCCAUCAAUGAUGCAGUUUAUAAUGUGUGCUCUCCUGAAAAAGUGUGUACAUCCAGUGAGCAUGCCUUGGGGAUGGAGGACAUGAAGCACGUUGUGCAUCUGCUGCACACAGCACUCCACCUGCCUGAACACCACCUGCUGAGAGAGAGGCAGCUGCUGGAGAGACUGGACAGCCUCAAACAGGAGCUGUCACCUCUGGAGAAGAUGAAGGCGCAGCUGCGCCAUACAGCAGAGUCCCAGACCUCCAGGGUUGUCUGGUCAGGCCUGGCCAUGUUAUCUCUGCAGGGUGGAGCUCUGGCCUGGCUCACCUGGUGGGUCUAUUCGUGGGACGUCAUGGAGCCCGUCACUUACUUCAUCACCUACGCCACUAGCAUGGGAGCCUUCGCGUAUUAUGUCCUUACCAAACAGGAUUACAUAUACCCAGAUGUUAAAGACAGACAGUUCCUGCAGUACUUUCAUAAGGCAGCCAGGAAGAAGAAUUUCAACGUGACAAGAUACAAUGAAUUGAAGGACGAACUGUCUCAGGUGGAGGAGGACCUGAGACGUCUGAGAAAUCCAACCCAACUUCAGCUACCACUUGAACAGAUCCAGCCAAAGCCAUGAAUAAUGGUCACUGACAGACAACUCCAGAGCAAAAACAAAUUUUCUGCUUUAUUUUGAUAAUAGCACCUUUUUACCAGGAAUCCACAUCAUUCUGUGUUUUGUUUACAGUCUUGAUAAUGAUGCCAAUGAAAUCUUUGACAGACAUACAGACCCUGAGGACUAUUGAAAUAAAAAGUAUUUCCUGACACUGGGACAACCUCC
Molecule: messenger RNA, 1241 nt
Organism: Scatophagus argus
Lineage: Eukaryota; Metazoa; Chordata; Actinopteri; Scatophagidae
Product: calcium uniporter regulatory subunit MCUb, mitochondrial-like
Exons: 8
Coding region: 30-1040 (336 amino acids)
Biological process (GO): calcium import into the mitochondrion; mitochondrial calcium ion homeostasis
Cellular component (GO): mitochondrial inner membrane; uniplex complex
Molecular function (GO): calcium channel inhibitor activity
Source: RefSeq, a predicted model, not a curated record